UCAUCAGACGUUAGGUAUGUUGCUCGUUAAAACCAUCAACUCGAUGAUAUUAUGGGUUUUAUUAGUUCCAAGUUUGACGUUUUCCAUUGAGAUGGGGUUUGAUAAACGAUUAGAUCAUAGUUCAAGAGAUAUACUUCCAGACUUCUUCGGCAAACUACACGCAUCACCACCUGAUCAGUAUUUUGAACAGAAGUUGGAUCAUUUCAAUCUAAGCAAUGGAGAAACUUGGCGACAGCGUUACUGGGCCAACUGGAGAUACUACAUAGCAACGGGUCCGGCAUUCCUCAUGAUAGAAGGCGAAAAUUGGGCCCAUUCUGGCGAAGUUGUUCAUGGCCAAUGGGUAUCGUACGCAGAAAUCUUCAAAGGUGUUAUUUUCUAUUUGGAGCAUCGUUUUUACGGCCGAAGCGUGCCCAACAAUGAUACCAGCACCGAGAAUUUGGUUUAUUUGAGCAGCCAACAAGCAUUAGCAGAUAUAGCCUACUUCAUACAAGGAAUAACCAAGCAACACUAUUUGUCCGAUGAUAUCAAGUGGAUUGUAUUUGGAUGUUCGUACGCUGGGAAUUUAGCCACGUGGGUUCGUAUGAAGUACCCCUCUCUGGUACAUGGUGCGGUUGCUUCAAGCGCCCCAAUACUGGCCAAAGCGGAGUUUGGAGAAUACUAUCAAGUUGUCAAAGCGUCGUUGGACUCGUACCAUCCAAAUUGUUCCAGCAGAAUUGCCGAAGCUACCCAACAAUUGGAUCGUUUAAUCAAAACCGAAGCAGGUCGAAAACACAUCACUAAAUUAUUCCAAUUAUGUACCGAAUUGCAAGACAGAAUAAGUGACAUAGCAUCAUUUUUCCAUAUGUUGGCAAACCAGGUCGCCCAUGUCGUCCAAUACAACAUUGCUUAUCGAAAAUCGAACAAUGAAAAACCACCCAAGAGAUCGAUUGAGUAUCUAUGCGACAUUAUGACUUAUUCCAAUGCCUCAGCACUUGACCUAUACGCUGCUCUCCAUGUACUAAAUUUGGUGCAAAACCGUUGGACUUGCCGCGAUCACACUGAUAAGAAUUACAUCGAAACAUUGAAGAAAACAGACAUCAAAACCAUUCUUGGGGGAAGUAUGAAAAGACAAUGGUUUUACCAAACUUGUACAGAAUUUGGUUACUAUCAACGUUUGAGCACGACCUCGGAUACAUUUGGAAUUCACCUACUUUCAGAACAAGAUGUGAAACUAUGCGAGGAAGUAUUUGGUCCAGGAUUCAAUGAAACACGACUGAAAAAUGGUAUUUAUCGGACAAAUACUAUUUAUGGAGGAUUGCAAGUAAACGUUGGAAACAUCAUAUUCGUUCACGGAUCCAUGGAUCCAUGGCAUCCUCUUGGAAUAACUCGAGUUGAAAGCAAAAAUUCUCCUUACGAGGUCGUAUUUAUCAAUGGGACCUCACAUUGCGGUGAUGUAAACUACUACGAUAAAAAUAUCGACGAGGUCAAAGAGGCAAGAAAGAAAAUUCAAAAAAUCAUGCAAUCCUGGUUGCAAAAUGAAUGAACCUGAGGGCGAAGAUAUGAAAUUUGCUAUUCACAUCGAAUAGAAGUUAAGAUGCAUUAUUUUGACUCAUUGUACCUAAGUCUAGUCUUAUCUUAAGAUAUUUCUGAUGAUUUUAAUUCUGAGGAUCGCUUUUGAGAUGAUUGCAUCACACACACAAAUAAAAAUGUGAAAAAACGAAUAAAAUAAAAAUGUCAAUACCUACUGUACUUAUGGUGAAAAUACACAUUUCAUGUUUCAACUUGAGAGGUCGCAAAUACAUGUAAGAUACGAACCGAAUUUCAGAUUUUUUUUGGAAAGGAGGCUUUAACUAGAUUUUUUCAAAACUAGAGAAUUCAAAAACUCGCUGAAGGCUCCAAAACAGUUCAAAACCAUUCCCAAUCGACUCCGAUGGU
Messenger RNA from Planococcus citri (citrus mealybug), 1914 nucleotides. Its product is annotated as putative serine protease K12H4.7. Gene Ontology annotation, molecular function: serine-type exopeptidase activity; dipeptidyl-peptidase activity. The transcript has 9 exons. The record is from RefSeq and is a predicted model, not a curated record. The coding region runs from base 17 to 1522 and encodes 501 amino acids. Lineage: Eukaryota; Metazoa; Arthropoda; Insecta; Hemiptera; Pseudococcidae. Gene Ontology annotation, biological process: proteolysis.